CAGCCGUUGUUACAGAGGCUAUGGCGAUGAUGGGGUGCUGCUAAAAGCAAAAGAAUGACCUGAGAAAAAGGUAGAAAAAAACCAAAACAGCCUCAGAUUCUCUCCAUUUUUCCGAUUUGCCCUUCCAUUUCUACUUUGGCGUCGUCUCCUCCUGUUUCCCUGUCUUCGGUAAGUCUCCUCUUUCUCUCUCCGUUAAGGCUAUGUUUGGAGAGAAAGACCUCUCGAGUGAUCUCCCCUGUAAGGGAGACGAAAAGGGUCAGAACCCUGUAGAGAAAAUCGGUUUUUCUCAAAAGGGUAUGGGUUUUUUUAGAGGGUCAAACUCGAAGAUGGAUCUUGUUGGGUUUUCCUCUUCUAGAUCGUCAACAAAGCCUGGGAAUUCUGGGUUUCAGGAGUUGACUCUCAGCUACCUCUGUGACAAUCCCAAACUGGGUUUGCCUCAGAAUGGGAAUAUCAGCCAGAAAGGGAAAGAAGUUGUUCUUGUUUCUGAGAAUCCGAAUCAAGAUGAGAAAUGGGUAGAGAGGGAUUUCUUGAAUUUGAGUGGAAGUAGAGGGAAUUCUUCCAAAAGAGAGGUAGAUGAAGAGUUUGAGGAAAGGGAUAACAGCAGUAGGGAGAAGAAGCCUAAGUUAGAGACUCUUAAUCUGUCCCUUGCUUUGCCUGAUGUGUCCCUCUCUCUCACUGCAUCAAAUGCUUUGCAAAAUGGUGAUCCCCAAAUUAGGUCAAAGCCUUGUGGGAGUGUACAGUCUCUGCCACAAUCAAUGAACACACAGACAACCUGUUCCAAUGAUUUCACUGCUGCUUCAUUGUCAUAUUCUUAUUCUCACCCCUUUUCGCAUAAUCCUAGUUGUUCUUUGACCAGAAAUUCAACUGAAAAUUAUGAGUACUCUGUUGGGAGGGAUGAUCAACUUUGGUGUGGUGGUGAAGGGACUAACGGAUCUGUUCAUAGUAGGUUUAGGCCAAUUGGAGAUGCAGUGGUUUUGGCCAAUCCUGCUGGUGGUGGUGGUGGUGGUGGAGGGAUUUCUCUUCAGAAAACUACCAGUUCAGAUAAUCAUUCAUUUUUCCCUUCUGAAUUGCCAGCUAGGCCACGCAUAGACGAUCUUUCAGGGGAUUCAAGGAGGAGGAAUUCUGAUAAUUUGAGGGUUUUGGAGAGUAUGGAUGCAGGGAGAGGAAGAAAGCUUUCUAGUCCAGAGAGAAUUCUUCGUGAGAUUGUAUUGGAAGCUAUACCUGCUAUGGCUCAGAUAAUACAGGAGCUAUCAGAUGACACACUGAAAGCUACUAAAGAAUACUUGACGAAAAUUAUAGCAGCGCCAGAGAAGAGGGAAGAAUUAGUGAUUCUUCAAAACUGGCUGGAGAGAAGAUCUGAUCUUACUAAGGAGACUCUGUCAAAGUGCCAAAAGGAACAGCUAGAAAUUAUGGUUGCAAUUAAAAUGGGCCUUAAAAGUUUCUUAUCUGAAGAAGACAGGCUUCCCACGACUGAGCUGUUAGAGAUUUUCUUGUUCAUGAGAUGUAGGAACCUGAAUUGCAAGAGUUUGUUGCCUGUCGAUGAUUGUGAUUGUAAGAUAUGCUCUGGUAAUAAGGGGUUUUGCAGUUCUUGUAUGUGUCCUGUCUGCUUGAGUUUUGAUUCUGCUAGCAAUACCUGCAGUUGGGUCGGUUGUGAUGCUUGUUCUCAUUGGUGUCAUGCCGCCUGUGGUCUUCAGAGGAAUUUGAUUAAGCCAGGUCCUAGCUUGAAAGGACCAUCUGGGAUUACUGAAAUGCAGUUUCAUUGCAUUGGAUGUGGUCAUGCUUCCGAAAUGUUUGGGUUUGUGAAGGAUGUCUUUGUAUGCUGCGCAAAGGACUGGGGUCUAGAAACACUGAUUAAGGAGCUUGAUUGUGUCAGGAAGAUUUUUAGGGGUAGUGAUGAUUCAAAAGGCAAGGAGUUGCAUGUUAAAGCUGAUGAGUUGCUCACCAAACUGGAAAGUAAAAUGAUGCCUGCUUCAGAUGCUUGCAAUAUCAUUAUUCAGUUCUUUAACUACACUGAUGGGAUGACAGACCUUUCUGUUUCUGGUGUAUCUACAAAGAACAUGAUGAUAACUCAGGCUAGCCUUGCCAAAGAUGAAGCUUCUAUUACACCAUCCACUUCUCUUCUUCCAAAGUACAAUGCUCACAAUGCAAAUGCUUUCUCUCAAAAGGACCUUAAGGCUGCACUCAUGAGUGAACUAAAAUUUGAGGAUGAAUUCCAGUUUGGGAGAUUAUCACAGAACGAUGGAUUUGACAGCUUGGAAAGCAUGAUACGGAUAAAGGAAGCAGAAGCAAGAAUGUUCCAGGACAAAGCAGAUGAAGCUCGCAGAGAUGCUGAAGGUUAUAAGAGGAUGAUCCAAGCGAGGACUGAGAAAUUGGAAGAAGAGUAUGCUGAGAAGCUCGCAAGAUUGUGUUUACAGGAGACUGAGGAUAGGCGGAGGAAGAAACAGGAAGAACUGAAGGUUUUGGAAAAUUCAAACUGUGAUUACUACAAAAUGAAGCUCAGAAUGCAAGCUGAGAUUGAUGGUUUGUUGGAGAGAAUGGAAGCCACGAAGCAGCAGUUGGUCUAAUCUCUUUUGCAUUUUCAAUCUUUUGUUAACAGUGUUGCUAAAAAUGUUUAAACCACCCAUAUUUUUUUACGGUUUGGAUAUUACUUAACUAUUUUUCUUCAAUUGGGGAGUGUGAUUGCUUUUUGUUUUUCAUUGGUGCAUUUGAGUUUGAGCUAAUAUUGGCGUAUUGUGGUUUGAGUU
Messenger RNA from Rubroshorea leprosula, 2744 nucleotides. The record is from the annotation of a GenBank genome assembly. NCBI's taxonomy places the organism in Eukaryota, Viridiplantae, Streptophyta, Magnoliopsida, Malvales, Dipterocarpaceae.